AUGGUACAGGUACUCGAAAACAAAGUGGUGAAGCUGGAGGUGAUGCCAGGAAAGAGUGAGGAGCAAGUCCAAGAAGAGACGAAAGAUCAAGCCCAGUCAACCGCCAAUACCGCUCAAGACAAAGCUCAAUCUGCCUCCAAAAGCGCCCAAGAUUCUGCGUCAAGCACUGCGGGUGCUGCACAGGACAAGGCUCAAGGAGCACAACAGCAAGCCUCCGAGAAAGCUCAGACAUGGUCUGAGUCCGCACAACAAAAGGCGCAAGGAGCACAGGAGCAAGCUGGACAAUACCAGUCCCAAGCAGGGGACUCACUCAAAGGCUACGGCGACACUGCUCAGCAGACUGGGGAGGGCUACGUGCAAUCCGGUGCCGAUGCCGCCAACAACGCUUCGAAGAGCUACUUGCCUGAGAGUGCUCAGUCGUAUGCUGGAUCUGCUGUCGGCUAUACGAGCAACUUCGCUACUGGGACGGUAGGCGCUGUUGGAGGUGGUGUAAAAGAUGUGGGUGAUACUGUCGCCAACGCCGGUUAUGAGACUGUGUCUGGCGUCGGAAAGGCUGGGUACAACGUCGGUGGGAACCUUGGGAACGCUGUGAUGGGAAAGAAGAGCGAGGAGACGUCGACUGAACAGAAAGAUGCGAGUGGUAGCACAUCAUGA
Saxophila tyrrhenica is the source of this 654-nucleotide messenger RNA. RefSeq lists its product as uncharacterized. Lineage: Eukaryota; Fungi; Ascomycota; Dothideomycetes; Mycosphaerellales; Extremaceae. Bases 1 to 654 code for a protein of 217 amino acids. The record is from RefSeq and is a predicted model, not a curated record. The transcript is spliced from 2 exons.